AUGUACACUAAAAAAAAAAAUUGUCAAAAAUGCACACUAACCUUUUACAAGUCAGAGGUAUUAAGAAGUUCCGAAAAGUUUCCUGUCUUUGUGAUUGUAACCUAUUUGAAUGAUAUUCGAGUUGCAACGUUUGACAAUAUUACAAAGAUAUAUGAACCUCGGGUACACUGGCUAAAGAAAAAUGUAGACCAGUCUUUCUGGAAUGAACUAAGUCAGGUCAUCCGAAAUUGGGAAGUGUCUUUCAGAUCAAACAGGAAAGCCCUAAUGGGCCAUAUUAAUCAGACUACAGACACUGAUACUUUCCAGGUAACACAUGGCUGCCAUUAUUACGGUGAUGGCACAUCCAGUGGUUUUGCUAAAUAUGGGAUAAAUGGACAUGACUUCAUUGCAUUUGAUUACCACACUCAGACCUGGACUGCGGCAACCCCACAAGCUGUUAUAAUUAAAAACCGAUGGAAUCUCGACACUGUUCGCAUGUAUGACUGGAAGCUAUAUUUUAAGAAGAACUGUGUUGACUGGAUUAAGAAGCAUGUUGAAUAUGUACAGUCCAGACUGGACCAAAAAGAUAAACCAGUGGUGCAUGUAACUGGCCAAACACACUCCAAUGAGAAGUGGAUCAUUUGUACAGUCACUGGCUUUUACCCUAAAGACGUUGAUGUAUGUUUUAUUAAAAAUGGAGAAAUUCGAGUAGACUCAGCAAUGUCAACUGGAAUUUUGCGAAACAGUGAUGACACAUACUACGUCAAGAUAUGGAUAGUGACUGAGCUGCAAGAUGAGAAUAAAUACUCCUGCCAUGUUGAGCAUAGCAGUCUGAGUUCAGUACUGAUUAAAGAGUGGGAACCAGAGCACAAAUCCAACAUUAAUAUCGUCAUCGGGGCUGUUGUUUUCUUCCUUGCUGCUUGUGCUACAUUUGGAGUGUUUAUCUGCAAAAAGAACCUAAAAGGUGGCAAGGACUAUACUCCAGCAAGCCGUACUGACCAAUCAGAAUCAAGUUCCAUGGCUUCUUCCAAUUCUGCUGUGACUUAUGAGAAAUGAAGGGUGAAAAGCUUCCAUGAUGGACAGUUUUGCUAGUUUGAACAGUGUUCAUUUUUGCUGCUGCUUCAGUUGCAUGAAGUACUGUUUGGACGUUAGCAGAGAUAAUAAGGUUCUGAACUGCCUUCUGUAGCCCAUGGCUUAAUACCAUCAGCCUCCAUUUACAUGCUGUGUGACUCUGAGUUAGGGCUUAACCAGGCAGUGUUUUACAGAUCCUGGAAGACUGUUUUUGCCUUCUUAAUGGUUUCCGACCUAGUAACUACCUUUGAGCAUAUUGUAAUAGCACCUUAAGGCAGGACUGAGCUUGUGAAACAUCUUUUGCUAUAUAAAGAUGUCAUUGUGGGUUCUAGCAUUUUCAUAAUCAGUCAGUUUAUGUGUUGAAUACUCAGGAAGUAAACUGCAUUUUUACAUUUUUUGUAUUGUAUGGAAUAUUCUUCCCUCUUGGCAUGUCUUUGUCAUAUCUGACUUUUCAUUCUCACAAGUUAUUGUACUUUUGUUGGCAUAUAAUAUGUUGGCUGUAUUUUCUCUAAAAUGUUUAAGAAAGCCUCAAAGUGAGUCAGGUUGCAACUAAAGUUUUCUUUUUUGGAAAUACAUUAGUCUCUUACUUCAUCCAGGGUAAUUAUCUACUCUGUCUUCACUGCCAAAACAGCAAGAUGACAAUGUAGCCAAGGCAGUUAUCUCCCCUUAAGACCACUAUAAACAAUAAUAUAUUAACCAUGUCAGCUUCUACUAUGCCUAGAUUCUGUGUCAGAAUGGUUAGCUGUUGUUAAAUGUAUAACUCUGUCAAAAAUCUAAAUUAGCUGGCUCAGAUGGUUCUGAAUUCAUCCCUCCCAAAUUAAUUAAACUUGCAGCUCACUCAGUGUCCUCAACCCCCCCCCCCCCAGGUUAUUCAUCAAUAAACUUAUCAGAUAGGGGUAUGUCCAAAACUGUUCAAGAAAUAUUUUCUUAACUUAUUACAUAAAGUGUGACCAUUCUGAGAUAUCAGUAACUACAAGCCUGUAGUUAUUUUAAAUAUCCUUACCAAGGUCAUGGAAGGGGGUCUUUAUCAGCAACUACCCCUUCAUUUAGAAUAAACAAAGUACUCAACUAUGCCCAACAUUGUUUUUUGGAAGCAGUCCUCAAGAAGCAGCAUCCUACUGUCCACAGAGGAGUACACACAAGAAGGUCUAUAUAAUGGUGAAGCAUUUCUGGUCAUGUUCCUUAGCCUUUACAAUUUGCUUGACAAUGUAAGUUACAAGAGUAUCAUCUGUCAGCUACCAAAAAUUUGGAUUUAGCAAUAAUGUUCUAAAAUGUUUGACAAUUAUCUUCACAACUGAAAUUUACUGCUUGGAACAUAUUUUUUUUAGAACGGCAUCUCUAAGGCCUUUAUUCUGAGCCAUCACUUCUCAGUUUAUAUAAAUAUUUCCAUCUCAUUGUCCUGAUGCAUCAUCCGAUAUGCAUAUUACACAGAGUUCCCAUACAGUACAAAUCCCUAGCCAUAGCACAGUAGGAUGUCUAGGAAUGUUUCUCUGUGCUGGAUGGUUAAUAUCUUCUGACCUUCUUCUCAGUGCCAACCAGAAUAAAUUGUUUUUGUUUUGUAACAAUCUGUUUGCCAAAAGUUCACUUCAUAAAUCUUUUUUCCUCCAUUCCAUACCCACAGUUGACCAUCAGCUGCUACCAGCUCCUCCACUUAUUCUUUGGGCCUACAAGACCUGCAUUAGCCACCUCCUGAUUCAACCUAACCCUAUGUAGGGACAGUGAGGAGAUCAAGGAUACUGGCAUAGCAAUAUGCUGGUGUGGAGAGAAACGACACUAGUGCAGCAUCAUACUGCUGCCAGGAAGUAUAUUGUAACCUCUCCCACCCUUGGCAGCCAUGCACUUUACAUUAGGUGGUGCUUCAGCAGGUGCAUGUGCACUUCCAUGCAAGCUCAACCUGUGACUAUGCGGUACACCUGCAUUGUAGCACAGAGCUGACCAUGCUCAUAACACUGCUAUAUAUUACAUCCCCUAUUAUGCCAUUCACCACACCCAAGCAGCCCAUCCAAUGCGCAUGCUGCUGGUCAAGCACAGGUACUCUAGGUCACAGAAAGGGCUUUAUCCCUCUGCACCACAUGAACAGAACCACUACAGGCAUCUGUACUAAAAGGGUUAAUCGUGAUAAAUAUUGAAUACCUUGGUAUAAUGCCAGAUUUGUUUUGGGUGUUUAUAUUGAGUCCACAUUAAAAAAUUGAAACCAUCUGUUUGCAUCUUAUACCUCAUAAAAUAAUGUAUUUUGCUGACCACUAGGACUAAACAGCCUCACUGUUCUUAAAACUCAUCUAAGGAAAUGCUGUUCUUACUGUCCCUUUUUCCCCACUAAAUAAAUCCAGAAUAGAAAAAAAUCUGUAAGUAGUCUUCUAGAUUUCUUCUUCUAGAACUUACCACUGCCAGUUAUAUAACUCGACAUUAAGUAUCAUUUACCAGCAAACUAAAUACCGCUGGCAUUAUUUACACUCUGCACAUUAUAAUCUCCAUCCUCCAGAUCACUCUAUAAUGUCUCCUUCCUUGCCUUUUUCUUCCCAGGAAAAAACCUUCAUUCCUUUGGAGCUGAUGUCAUAAGCUAAAGUAGAAACCACAAUUCAUUUGGGGAUCGUAGCUUGGAAUCAACUCUCGUGUAACAUAUAUCAUAGUAACACAUAAUUCAGGGGGAAAAAACUACUGCCUGACUACUUCUCCAUUACAAAAUACUUAUGUUACAAGAGCUAGAAGUCAUUGUUACUUCACAAGAAGUAAAUCUGGUGUCUAUGUUUUCUGUUCGUGGGAUAGGAAUGACUUUGAUUAUUAUUAAAGUAAUCUUCUCCAUGCCUUCCUGAUGUCCUUGUGUAUCUGGUAAAUGUAAUAGUCUUACUGACUCGACACUGUGUCUCCUGCAUUGUUUUAUGUUUGGAAAUUGUAAUAACUCUAGUGAGCCUGCCUUUUGCUCUAAGCAGUUUACUGCUAUGUUGAGCGUUUUUUUCUGAUUGUAUUACCUCUUUGUUUGGAUUACCUCAAAUGAAAUUCAUUGUACUUUGUUAGACCCGUUCACUUGUUUUCGCUUCAGUUGUAUAACUUUAUAUGGAUCUUUUCUCUGCGAGUCCACAAUGAAAAUGGGCUUCAGGCCAGUUGGACAAUCUAGUCAAAAACAUACAUACUUGUAUACAUGCAUAUUUACAUGUGUACAUAUGUAAAUACAUAAAAGCAUCAAGACACCAAUAAUUCAAAAAGCUCAAAAAAAAAACAGAAUUACUUUUUUCUUCAGAGGUAAUCUUUUUUGGAAGAGUUAAUAGUUCACAGAAAUCAUUCUGCACUGAAGUUAAUACAUGUAUUAAUCUGGUUUAAUUUCUCCAAGUCCUUUGGGUUUCUAAUACCACGAUGGGAAUGGAUCCCAUUCCUAAGCCAAAGAAUGAUUAAAGUCUGUGAAAUUA
This is a messenger RNA of Protopterus annectens (West African lungfish), 4454 nucleotides long. RefSeq names its product class I histocompatibility antigen, F10 alpha chain-like. Gene Ontology annotation, biological process: immune response. Lineage: Eukaryota; Metazoa; Chordata; Ceratodontiformes; Protopteridae. The coding region runs from base 1 to 1035 and encodes 344 amino acids. The transcript is spliced from 8 exons. The record is from RefSeq and is a predicted model, not a curated record. Gene Ontology annotation, cellular component: external side of plasma membrane.